AUGGAAAGCCCAAACCACAACGCCAUUGACACAAAGGCUUCCCAAGGAUGGUUGCAGUCAGGUAUUGUUACACAAAUAAGGCGCGAAGUUGCGAUAGAACUAUCUAUAAAUGUACCUGCUGAUCUCCCCAAUGCUGAUGAUGAACCAGCGGCCCCAGUACCGGAAGCCAACAGAUCACCAUCUGCUGCUGAGCUGGUAUUCGAAAGGAUUCAUUUGCUUUAUGAUGGAAUGGACCCUAUGACUGGCAGACCAAAACUUCGGCUUAGCGUGGACCAGCUCAUACCCGAGCAACAACGCAGGCAGCAAUGGAAGAAUAAGGCACUUCAUGGUAAAUACCGCACCCUACUCGAGAGCGAUAAGAUCGAUACCUUCGCAUCCACGGCCUACCUCCGCUCUGGAAACCUGUUUGCUGAGACAGAAGUGUUCAUAUCUGCUAUCCAAGAUCAGGUCAUCGCAACUAAAGUAAUAAAAGAACAUAAUGCGGGAACGACAAGACAAUAUCACAUGUCGUGUGUGCGGUGGAAAAGGAAUGAAUACCUGGACCACAUCAUCGCUGGCUGCUCAAUGUUGGCACCGAAAUCCUACCUAGACAGGCACAAAAGAGUCGGAAAGAUAAUCCACCAAAGCCUUCGUGAAAAGUACAUGGGGUUGACAGAAAUAGUGCCGUACUAUUUAUACGAGCCGCCUGCUGUGUGCGAAGAUGAACAAACCCGGCUCUACUGGAAUCGAAAAAUUAUAACUGAUAGACCGAUAAGUAAUAAUAUACCGGAUAUCGUGCUCACUCUAAAAAAUGAAAACAAACAUACAUAG
Messenger RNA from Acanthoscelides obtectus, 810 nucleotides. The record is from the annotation of a GenBank genome assembly. Lineage: Eukaryota; Metazoa; Arthropoda; Insecta; Coleoptera; Chrysomelidae.